Messenger RNA from Belonocnema kinseyi, 3241 nucleotides. RefSeq names its product hexamerin-like. Lineage: Eukaryota; Metazoa; Arthropoda; Insecta; Hymenoptera; Cynipidae. The record is from RefSeq and is a predicted model, not a curated record. The coding region runs from base 373 to 3111 and encodes 912 amino acids. The transcript is spliced from 8 exons.
CCGUCCUUCCCCACUAUCACCGCAGUCCAUAAUUCUCUACUUUUCCAAAUUGACCCAUCUUGCCUCUAAUUGGACAAAUUGAAAAAUAAGGCGGAUCCCUUUCGCUUGCUACGGAUACUGACGAGUCUCGAACUUUAAAGCUCUUCCGCCAGUUUACUUUGAACUCUUGGAGCUGGAUGUCAUAAACACUGGACUCGGACUAAGGAUUUUGGAAAUCUGUCGAGCUGAUCCUCUUUACGGAACUCGUUCCGGACUGCAAGCUUCCAUCCGCGAUUCCUCUUGUACUAAUCAAAGAAUUGAUGACUCAAAACAAGCAGAUGCACCCCGCCGCAGACCAUCCACGUUGAUUACUUGCUGCCAAAUUGUGUCAAAAUGAAGUGCAGUUUGGUGUUCCUAGCCAUCCUGGCUCUCGGAACUGCGGUUCCCUACCCGCCAAAACGGCAAACUGCUGACCAAACACUCUUGCGAAAACAUCUGCAAAUCAUUCAACUUUUGGAAAACAUCGCUGGAGAAAUCCCGAAUACUCAGCUCUUGAGCAUCGGUCAAACCUAUGACAUUGAAUCCCACAUUCGCGACUACGAUAACCCCAGUCUGGUGAAACUUGCCGCCGCGGCUGUCAAGACCGGAAAUGUCCAGCCCAAACGUACUGCAUUUUCUCUCACAGUGAGCGGACUUCGCCAGGAAGUUAUUAUCCUUACCCGAAUCUUGCUUGGUGCAAAGGACUGGGAUACUUUUCUCAACACUGCUGCCUGGGCUCGCGUUCACUUGAACGAAUAUCAAUUCGUCGUGGCUCUGAUAUCUGCCGUCCUUCAACGUACGGACACCCAAGGCAUCAUUCUCCCACCUCUUUAUGAAAUCAUACCCCAAAGCUUCUUCGAUGCUAGAGUAAUUCAACAAGUAAGGGAUAUGAAGCAAACAGGAAUCAGAAAUCUGAAUGGUAAUAAGGACAUCAUAAUCCCAAUCAACUUCACCUCUCACUCGGCAGCUGGUGAACACAAAAUCGCCUAUUUCACUGAGGAUAUUGGUCUCAACUCCUGGUACACGUGGAUGGAAGAAGCUGGAUCAAUGAUUUUUGAACUUGACACACUAAAACGUCCAGGAUUAGGAAGUCCAGGUUACGUAUCUGGAACUGAAAGAACAAUCGGCCAUGGAGCUCAAUGGAUCUACCUUCAGCAACAGUUUCUGGCUCGCUAUAACCUCGAACGUCUUGGAAACGGUCUUGGACCCAUCCCAGAAUUAAACUUGAAACUAGUCGACAUUCCUUUGAGAACUCACAUGAGCUACCUGAAUGGUCUGGAAAUGCCUGGUCGCCCUGAAGGACCCACUGAUGUUACUGGCAUGCGUCAAGAAUUGACGAAAUUGGUUAAUAAAUUAGAGAAGAGAAUUAUUGACGCUAUCGAAGCUGGAUACAUUAUUACACCCAAAGCUUCCUUGUUGUCCUUGUUCCAGCCCCAAGGUUUGAACAUGCUUGGUAACUUGAUCGAGGGAUCCGGGAAAAGUAUCAACCCCAGAUACUAUGGUAGCCUCCUCCGAGCAUUUAAAGUACUUCUAGGCGGAACUCCUGAAUACAGCAAUAUCUGGGAAUACACUCCAUCUGCUUUGGAACUUAGCAGCGUUGCUGCUCGUGACCCAGCGCUGUACGUUCUUUUGAAACGGAUCAACAAACUUUUCUUGAAGUACCAGGAAUCUCUUCCGGCCUACCAAUACAACGACAUCGUUCUCCCAGGUGUUCGAAUCCAGAAAGUUGAUUGCACCCAACUGAUAACCUAUUUCCAGGACUACACUGUGAACCUUGACAACGCUGGAACUGCCAGUGUUAACGAGAAAAUGCAAUAUCAACAACAGCAGCAUCAACAGCAGCAAGGAAAAAUUAACAUCAAGGGUCUUCUAAAGAGACUAGCCCACAAACCCUACGAUAUUGAGAUCAUCGUCCAGAGUCAGAAGUCCAUUCCUAACGCUGUUGUUCGUGUAUACCUUGGACCCAAAUUAGACCAUAAAGGACUCCCAAUUGACCUUAACACCAAAAGAAUGGACUUUGUUGAGUUGGACCAAUGGGUCGUUGACCUCGUUGCUGGGCAGAAUGUCAUCACCAGAAACUCUCGGUUUCAAUCCAUCCAGAGCAUGGACCAUCCAUCUGUCGACCAAAUCCUAACUAAGGUUGAAAGAGCAAUCCAGACACAGAAUUCGCUCCUUGUCACACAGCCACAAGAGCUCUUCAGCUUUCCAGCCAGGCUAUCCCUCCCCAAGGGUACGUACAGUGGAUUCCCUCUGCAGCUCUUAGUUGUCAUCUCUGCUGGACAACAGCCUGUUCACUACGGACCAGUCAUUCCAGAAGAAGUCAACUCGUUCCAGAGCAACCAAUAUCAAGCUGUGGCCGUUGGUCAAUACGCACAGAUGACCGAACAGUCAGCAAAGGGCGAAGGAUUUGUCAGCAUUGAUGUUGUUCCUGAAUUAGACGAAAUGAGCGCUGCAAUUAACGAAGGUAAAUGGAAAUGGGAUGACCUAUACAACAAAUACCAGGGUUACCACUCGCAACCUCAGUGGCUUUAUCUUCAGCAAACGAGCAAUGUUGGUCAAGGUGUUGAACAAGGCUUAGGAGUUGGUGGAGACUUCGGGCACGGACUUAGUGGGCAAGGAAUGGUUGGUGGACGCGGAAUUGGUGAAAAAGAAAUUCCUGAAGGAUUCCGCGGAUCAGGAUUAGGUGGUUUAAGCGGAGUAGUUGAUCAACAAUGGAAUGGUGGAGUACGUGAAGGAGGUAUAUCGGUUGGUUUGAACGGAGACUUUGAUCCAAUUCUUCCAGUUGAAAUACAUCUAAUACCAGGAGGUCAAGGAGGUGUUAGCAGCGCAGGUUCUGGUGGAUUCGGAGGAAUUGGGGGUGAAGGUGUUUCCUCCGCGGACUGGAAGAGUGCCAACAUCGUCCAACAAUAUUACAACAAACUCCCCAUUUCCCAAGUAAUUGGAGGUGCCAUCUCUCUCGAUGGAAAGCCCUUAGGAUGGCCUUUAGAUAGACCUUUGGGUCCUAGUGCUUGGAGUGUACCAAACAUGGCUUGCCAAGACGUUCUCAUCUUCCACCAGGAUGUUCCAGUGACACACGUUGUUGGAGUAAAAUAAACAUUCAGGAAGAUUUUGAUGUAGAUUGGCUUGUAAUUUUACAUAUUGUAAAUGUCAGCUUGUAAUUAUUAGCUUAAUAGGUGUAUAUUAGAUUGACUGAUAAAUUUUUUAUUGCAAUAAAUGUUCUACG